Messenger RNA from Penicillium mononematosum, 1626 nucleotides. RefSeq names its product putative MFS transporter. Gene Ontology annotation, cellular component: membrane. Bases 1 to 1626 code for a protein of 541 amino acids. The record is from RefSeq and is a predicted model, not a curated record. Gene Ontology annotation, molecular function: biotin transmembrane transporter activity; dethiobiotin transmembrane transporter activity; solute:proton symporter activity. Gene Ontology annotation, biological process: biotin import across plasma membrane. NCBI's taxonomy places the organism in Eukaryota, Fungi, Ascomycota, Eurotiomycetes, Eurotiales, Aspergillaceae. The transcript is spliced from 4 exons.
AUGUCCACCGAACAUCAACAUGCCUCUGUCGGUAUCGACAAGCAACCUGUCUCCGAGGAUAUCUCGGAGCAGCCAGAAACGCCUCAAAGCCAGACAUCCUCGGACGACAUCGACUCCGAGGACCACAGCGUGGCCAACAUCGAACGAAUCUACAGAAAACUGGACCGGCGCAUCAUCUCCGCAUUUUGGAUCCUCUACUUCCUCUGUUCAGCCAUCCGGUCCAACGUAGGCCUAGCACAGACAAUGAACACAGACACCGGCCAUGACCUGGGAAGCGUGCUCAACCUAAACCGACAACAGAUCUCAACUGGUCUCGCCCUCUUCUACGUCUGCUACGUGGUCUUCGACCUCCCCUCAAACCUAAUCAUGACCCGCCUAAGCCCCCACGUCUGGAUGAGCCGCAUCGUGAUCAGCGUAGGUUUAAUCGGAAGCUGUCUCGCCGCCAUGAAAGCAGCCUGGAGCUUCUAUCUCCUCCGCCUCCUCCUCGGUAUCGUCACAGCAGGCAUGUGGCCGGGGAUGACAUACUACCUAACACUAUUCUACCCGCCCUCACGCAUCGGCAAACGAAUCGGGCAAUACUUCACAGCCUCACAAGUCUCCGCCGCAGUCGUCGGGCUCGUCUCCGCCGGCUUCCAAAAAAUGGACGGCGCCCACGGCCUCGUCGGCUUCCAGUGGAUGUUCCUCGUCUACGGCGUCAUCACCGUCGCCCUGGGCUUCGCCCUGCUAUGGUGGUUACCAGACAGACCCACGCCGCCGGGCGAACCCGCGCCAAAACGCGCCCGGUUGAUGCGCUGGGUGCCGGCCACCGCGCCUGCGCUGAAGGGCGCCGAUGCGGUCGUGCAUUACCAUGAUCUGAAGCGUGUUUAUCACUCGAAUGCGUGGACGCUGCGGGAUCUGCUCGCGGUGUUUUUGGAUUGGAGAUUGUAUCCGCUGCUGGUUAUGUACUUUGGUGUUGUGGGUGUUGGUAUUGGCGUGCAGUUGUACGCGAACUUGAUUAUCAAGGCUAUCGACCCGACGCUGAGUGAUGUUUCUUUGAGUCUGUUGACGGCUCCGAUUUGGAUUAUGGACCUCAUCGCCAUCCUCCUAGUAACACCCCUCUCAGACCGCUUCCACCGCCACCGCGCAAUCUUCUUCUCAAUCCCCGUCCUCCUACAAAUCCUCGGCCUCCUCCUAACCACCUACGCGGGCACAGAAGCAAACCCAUGGCCGCGGUACGGCGGACUCCUAAUCGUCGGAUUCGGGCUCGGCCCAACAGUCCCGAUAACGAUGACCUGGACGACGGAGAUAUUCCAGCCUCGACACGGCGAGGUCGGCGUCGCUGCUGCGUCGGCUGUUGUCUCCGGACUCGGUAAUCUGGGUAGUAUUCUCACGACGUAUGCGCUGUAUUCCGGGUGGAAGAGUGACUACGAGGCGCCGGGCCGUGAGAAGUACAGGAAGAGUAACCUCGUCAUGAUUGGGAUUCUGGCGGGCAGUAUUCUCUCUGCGGCGUUGAUGGAGGCUUUGUUGCGUUUUGUUGAUGGGAGGUAUCGUGGUGAUGGGGCUGAUGGCGCGGUUGAUGGGGCGGGAGGCGGGAGGUGCGUCAGCGUGGUUUGCAUGGGUUGGGGGCUGGUGUUAGGCGUUGGUUGA